This is a messenger RNA of Contarinia nasturtii (swede midge), 1980 nucleotides long. RefSeq lists its product as uncharacterized. Gene Ontology annotation, cellular component: nucleus; transcription regulator complex. NCBI's taxonomy places the organism in Eukaryota, Metazoa, Arthropoda, Insecta, Diptera, Cecidomyiidae. The transcript is spliced from 3 exons. The coding region runs from base 162 to 1115 and encodes 317 amino acids. Gene Ontology annotation, biological process: regulation of transcription by RNA polymerase II. Gene Ontology annotation, molecular function: DNA binding. The record is from RefSeq and is a predicted model, not a curated record.
UUUUGAAUCAGUUUUAGCUUUUAAAUUAAUUGUGGAAUUAAAUUUGGCAAUAAGUCUAAAAACACUAGUUUGCCAGAACUACUAUAUUAUUUUUAAUUAAAAAGAAAAAUCAAUAAUUCAAAUAUACAAAAAGAAUUUGAAGAGUAAAUUUCUUGAACGAUAUGGUUGACCGAAGCGAAUAUAUAAUAGACCAAUCGAUUACAGAAGGAAUGGAAAACCUACUGGCACGACUAAUACGAAAGUAUCCAGUAAUUUAUGACAGAAGCAUGAAACUGAAAAACGGAGGGCAGUCGUUUCAAGAAAAGUACGAUAUCGCUUGGAACAAAAUAUCGGAUGAAUUGAAUUUAGAAUUGGAAAGUUGUAAAUCUUUAUGGUCAUGCAUGAAGCAAAAGUACAUAAAGCAUCGCAAGCGGAUUGAUAACAAUGAGCCAACCUCCGCGUGGCCUACGUUCAACAUUUUACAUGUCUGGCUGGACAAACAUGUUAAGAAGCGAAAAUCUCGUCAUGAUUAUAUAAAACAAAUGAAAAUGGUAUCAAAAACAUCUCUUGCAAGGUCCGAAAUAAGCGAAGAAGAUGACAGUAAUGAACACACUCCAGAAGAAAUGGAAGACAAACCCACUGCAACCAUUCAAGUUAAAUUAAAACGAAAGGCCGACUAUUUGAAUACAAUCGCACAAAAUAGUUCAUUUAAAUCCAAUAACAAAAGGCUCAAUAUUGAAUUGGUCAGUGAAAGUGAAUCGACAGUGUAUGAAAAAGAUGACCUGUUGAAUGAAACGCAAGAAAAAAUGAUUAUUGAUGAUGCUGAAAUUAUUGUUCUCGAAGAAAGUCGAGCCAAACAACCGUCACCACAAAUUGAAAUAAUCGAUGUUAAAGAGUCUAGAAAAUCAAAUGAUAUCGAUGAAAAUUACCAUAAAAUUAAAAGCAUUCUAUCGAAUUUCGCUCAAUCAAUAGAGCACUAUGAAAACAAUGCUUCCGAUUCAAAUGAUGCUUUUGGUAAAUACAUUGCAGCUAUGGUUCGAGAACUGCCCGUCCAGAAAAGAAUGAAAGUUCGUCUAAAUAUUUUGGAAUACGUACAUACAUACGUGGCCAAUGAAACGAACCAAUCAAAUAAUUAAAUUUGAAACGAGAAUUUUGGCUAUGGGUAGAAAUGUAUUCAUUUUUCGCGGCAUACUUGGCCUCUAAGUUUAUGCUUUUAAACGGCAUAGAGACUCAAAAUCUUCAUCAUCCUUUGGUAAUAUGUCAUUGUAAAUUUCAUAAAAUUCAUCGAGUAAACAAAUGAAGCCACAACUUUUAAUUUUCAGUGGAAUCGCACACGGUGGAACUAUCAUCUAAUUGAAGAAAAAAGAAAAGGUAUUCCGUUGUUACAAAUAAUCGCUAUAUAUACACGAAAUAUACGAAAUCCAGACUCAGAAGGCUUUUGGCCCCGAUUCAUGUAUGGUUGGAAAGGCCUUGGGCCAUAUAUCAAGAAAAAAUGUCAAAGUUUGAAAUCGGUGCACCUGUCUUCAAAAUAAGAUCCUUUCAAAAAAAGGGUCAAAAUUCAGUUCUACGGCCAUAGAUGGCACUCAAUGAGGUCGUCGACCCCUGAAAUAUCGAUAUUCGGAUUGUAGAGCUCAAUACCUUUCCAACGAACCCCAAACCAUCGAAAUCGAUCAAUUCGUUCGAAAAAUUCAGCAUUUUAUAAAGAACAAUGCCAAAAAGUGAGCCAGCUGUCAUUGCUUGCAAAACAUAAUAAGUAUUAGGAUGUAAUCCUAAUAACAUUAUUAUGAUUUUAUCAUGAUAAGUUAAUAAAAUCAUAAUAACGUUAUUAGGAUCCGAUCCUAAUAUUGAUAUAGAACAUAAUAAUUAUCAUCCUAACAAAAAUUUAUUACGAUAUCGCAAAACGCAAAACUAUAUGGAAGCUCGCAUUAUCAUGAUGAAGAAUUAUUCUGCGACGGCGAUCGUUUUUUCUCAAUUCACCAAACACUUUGGGCAAACAAAUGG